CGGAUAGUGAUCGGCAGUGCUGACUGCAACGUGAUAGAGAUAGAUGACACCCUGGAUGACUCAGAUGAAGAUGUGAUCCUGGUGGAGUCUCAGGACCCUCCACUUUCAUCCUCUGGGUCUCCUCCCCCCAGAAGCAGAGCCAGACCUCAGGAUCAAGUGGUAGUCAUUGAUUCCCCCAAUAGUUCCCAGGCGCAAUCUCCUUCCACCAGUGGGGGUUCUGGAGAUAAAAAUGAUGGCCCUGGGGAUAUUUGUAGAGCCAGGAAGCGAAAAUACACAACCCACUCUUCAUAUUGUGGCAAGGAGGACCACUCGAAGGAAACCUGUGACAAGAGCAACAAGGCUGAGAUGUUUGAAAAUCUGGUCAUGACCCUGCAGGAGCUCACACAUAGGGAGGAGGAGGGGUCAAGAGAGGCUCCUGACCAAUCCAAUGACCCUUCUGAGCUACAGUGAGGUGCUAGUCUUCAGCCUUAAAUGAACCCUUAAGCUAUAUUCAGAGCUUAGUGAUGGGAAAACUGAGGGAGGGGGCUUCUAAUUGCAUGAAUUAAUCCACAAAGCAGCUUUUUUUCGGGUGCAGGAGAAAGGGUCUUGGAUAUAAGAAAGGUGGCCUGUCCUCUGUCCUUGCUCCCCACUCCCACCUCUGCUGCCUAAGGGUCUAUUUUCUGUGUGUGCUCAUUUCCUUGAUGGCUUUAUUCUCUUUAUGAAAGUGGUAUAAUUCACUGCUAAAUCUUCGAACAACAAAAAUACAAAAAGUCAAGUACAAAUUAGUCCAAAUCUCCCACCUUUAUAUAACCAUUGUCAACCCUCUGAUGACUAUCCUUCUAGAUAUUUCCCUAUACCUAUGUACCCAGAUAGAUACAUGUACAGAUAAAAGUGUCAAAUAUAAGUGCUGUUCUAUAGUCUGUAUUUUUUCACCAAUUUGUUGUGGGCUUCUUUCUAUGUCAAUAAAUAUAUAUCAGCAUCGAU
Molecule: messenger RNA, 963 nt
Organism: Myotis davidii
Lineage: Eukaryota; Metazoa; Chordata; Mammalia; Chiroptera; Vespertilionidae
Product: zinc finger CCHC domain-containing protein 12-like
Exons: 1
Source: RefSeq, a predicted model, not a curated record